AUUACCGCUAAGUGUCUAAAAGCCGCGCCCCUGAAAAUUGACAUUCCGCUAGAUUAACCGGGCUUUCAGGCAGAGCGGCUGGAUUAACCGCAGUAGCUCCCCGCCCGUGCUGCGUUCACAUAAAGACGACUCGCACGCGCCCUAAACAAGAUGUCAAGGAAAGUGAUUGAACUGUUUUACGACGUGGUUUCACCCUAUGCCUGGCUGGGGUUUGAGGUGCUGUGUCGCUACAGAAAUGUGUGGAACAUGGAGCUCAAAUUACGCCCCGCACUUCUAGGGGGAGUCCUACUGGCAUCAGGAAACAGGUCACCUGUGAUGGUGCCAAAUAAAGGUCUGUACAUGAUGAAGGAUCUGAACCAGCUGGCAUCUUAUAUGAACGUUCCUCUGCAACACCCGUCUGACCCGAUUGAGGUUAUGUUUGGUAAAGGUUCUCUCUCUGCAAUGCGCUUUAUAACAGCCGUAGCGGAGAAAGAGAAAGAGAAAGAUAACGAUCGCCUUUUGGAGAAUGUUUCUAGAGAAGUGUGGAAGCGAAUCUGGAGCACGGAUCAGGACAUCUGUGAGCCAGCGUCUCUCUCUGAGGCAGGAUUGAAGGCUGGCUUCUCCUCUAGCGAAGUGGAAGAACUACUCAGACUGGCCAACUCUCAGGCAGUCAAAGACAAUCUGAAACAAACUACACAGGAAGCAGUCAACUACGAGGCGUUUGGGCUUCCUCUCGUCGUCUGUCACGUUGACGGAAAACCUCAGACGUUCUUCGGAUCGGACCGGUUUGAGCUCAUGGCUCACUGCAUUGGAGAGAAGUGGCUCGGUCCACAACCUGACAAACCCACUUUAAAUCUGUAACAGCAUCAUGUUUAAUCACUACUUCAAUAUAGUGUGUACCUGCUCCUAAUGUGUGUGUGUGUGUGUGUUUGUCUAACAUGAGAUGAAUAUGUCUGAACUAGAAGGCUUAUUUAGUGAAAGGAGUGAGAAAAAGAUUGAGAGAAAGAUGGUGGGAUGAAGAAUGAAAAAUAUACCAAUAGCAAGAAGCUAUAUCUGCAGGAAGUGAUGGCUUGGAUGAAGAAAGAGAGAAAAGAGUGAUCAUGAAGGAGAAAACAAUG
Pangasianodon hypophthalmus (striped catfish) is the source of this 1097-nucleotide messenger RNA. RefSeq names its product glutathione S-transferase kappa 1. The coding region runs from base 151 to 840 and encodes 229 amino acids. Gene Ontology annotation, cellular component: peroxisome; mitochondrion. Lineage: Eukaryota; Metazoa; Chordata; Actinopteri; Siluriformes; Pangasiidae. The record is from RefSeq and is a predicted model, not a curated record. Gene Ontology annotation, biological process: glutathione metabolic process. Gene Ontology annotation, molecular function: glutathione peroxidase activity; glutathione transferase activity. The transcript has 8 exons.